AUGGCUGAAACUGUUUUAAAUUUACUAUCAGAAUAUGAAAUACCAAUUGAAUAUUGCCAAGGUCAAAGCUAUGAUAAUGCGGCUAAUAUGUCUGGACAGUAUACAGGUCUUCAGCCUCGAAUCAAGAAUAUAAAUCCAAAAGCAAAGUAUAUUCCAUGUUCUGGGCAUUCACUCAAUCUAAUUGGGGCGUAUGCAGCUGAAAGCUGUCUUUAUGCAACACAUUUUUUUGAUUUGCUUCAAAAAUUAUUUAAUUUUUUUUCAUGUUCAACAAACCGUUGGUCGAUUUUGGAAGAAAAUAUUGGUAAGGGUAAAGUUGUUAAAAAUCUGAGUGAUACACGUUGGAGUGCACGAGCAAAUGCUUGCAAUGCUUUAUAUGCUUCUUAUGCUGGUAUAAAAAAUGCAUUGCUGUAUAUAAUUCAAAAUGCUGAUGAAAAACCUAUUUGCAAAGUUGAAGCUAAAGCUAUGUACAAUUUAUUGAAUACCUACUUUAGAAGUUUGUAUAAUGAUUUGCUUAUGGAAUUCAAUUUUAAAUAG
Macrosiphum euphorbiae (potato aphid) is the source of this 534-nucleotide messenger RNA. NCBI's taxonomy places the organism in Eukaryota, Metazoa, Arthropoda, Insecta, Hemiptera, Aphididae. The record is from the annotation of a GenBank genome assembly.